Xiphophorus hellerii (green swordtail) is the source of this 3791-nucleotide messenger RNA. RefSeq names its product proline rich 5a (renal) (gene prr5a). Lineage: Eukaryota; Metazoa; Chordata; Actinopteri; Cyprinodontiformes; Poeciliidae. Gene Ontology annotation, cellular component: TORC2 complex. The record is from RefSeq and is a predicted model, not a curated record. The coding region runs from base 245 to 1624 and encodes 459 amino acids. Gene Ontology annotation, biological process: TORC2 signaling. The transcript has 11 exons.
CAUCUCGUCAAAACAAAGCGGGGGCGAGCCGCAGCCAGAGAGCGAGCGGCAGUUCCUGCCUCAUGAAUGAGAGGUCGGUCGGACCCUUCGUCCCGCACCCUGACGCCCGCCCGUGGGGCUGCGCAAUCCGGCGUGGUGCAGCUAGAGGAGCCUGCAGCUGAUGAGUCCCGGUCAGAAGACGCUUCCUCUCGGCUGUACAUGACCGCUUCAUCCCACCGGCUGCGACACGACGGGAUCAGGAACGAUGCUUGACGGACUCCGGCGGCGGCACGCCUCCCGCUCCUCCCCCAGACCCCUUUCCCUCAACUUCAGCACCUUCUCGGCCCCUCCCCCGAGCCCGGACAUGGACAGCAGCGGCACCGAGCAUCCGUUCAGGAGGACUCUGCACCGGCUGAAGUUGAUGAGCUCGCCAAGCCUCAGUGAGCUCGGUAAGAGUGAGAAAAGUUCACCGGAGGACAGAGGGGAGAAGCAGAAGAGGGCCGGAGCCAACGCCACCUGGAACAGCAUCCACAACGCUGUGAUAGCAGUCUUCCAGAAGAAGGGCCUGGCCGACAAUGAACUCUACACCCUGAAUGAAGGCGUCCGGCAUUUGUUGAAAACUGAGCUGGGUUCUUUCUUCUCAGAGUACCUCCAGAAUCAGCUUCUGACAAAAGGCAUGGUCAUUCUUCGGGACAAAAUAAGAUACUAUGAAGGCCAGAAGUUACUCGACUCCCUGGCAGAGACCUGGGACUUCUUCUUCUGUGACGUCCUCUCCAUGCUGCAGGCCAUCUUUCACCCAGUCCAGGGUAAGGAGCCCUCUGUCAGACAGCUGGCCCUGCUUCACUUCAGGAACACCAUCGUCCUGAGUGUGAAGUUGGAGGACGCGUUGUCUCGGCCGCGGGCCCGCGUGCCACCCUCUGUCACGCAGAUGUUGCUCAUACUGCAGGGGGUCCAUGAGCCGCGCGGCGUUAAUGAGGAUUAUUUAAGACUGGAGUCUCUGGUACAGAAGGUGGUCUCACCUUACCUGGGCACCCACGGCCUUUACUCUGGAGAGGAGGAUGACGAUCACUGCUGCGUUUUUGACAAGCGUGUCCCGUGGGGCUGGCCCAAGUCUGCAGACCAGCCAUCCAAAAACCCUGUGGUACGAUCUAAGAGCUACAACAUCCCCCUGCUGCUGACCCCCGUGGCGGAGUACGACCCGGAUCCCAGCUCGGCCGGCAGCGGAGGGAUCCGCCGCCACUCGGCUUGUGAGAUUAUAUCAUGCCUGGAGGAACAGGGGCUGACCUACUCCGACCUGGCUCCAGGAUCUGAGCUGUCUGGUCCCUCCUCCAACAGACUCUGUGUGGGCUCUCAGUUUAAUGGGAUUAUACAAGCAGGCGCCGGUGCCAUGGACCUGGCCCUGUCCUCCCCUUCCAUCCUUCAUUCCUCAGGCGCGCUCCACGGCACGGAGGCCACCACAACAGUGACUGACCUCAGCAAGGGGGCGUCCUCCUCGCCGCCCAGUGAAUCGUCCAGCCCUGAAACCAUAAUUGGACAAGUUCCGGGGUCUGCCGGGUCAGACUCGGAUGGGAUAUUUAUUGAGUUCCCUUCUCACUCUUCGGGUGGAAAGAGCCUUAGCCGCGAGAGCAGGCAGAGCACUGUGUAGCUGUGGUCCCCUUCAGGGACCCGCAGCGAGGGUGUGCGGGAAUAUUUUGGUAGAAAAUGGGACACAAAAUUAAUACAUUUCAGCAAAAGGGUACAUCUUCCAUUUUACUUUUAUACUUUCAAUGACAACCUUCUUCCAGUGUGGAUAUUAUUUAAAUUAUUUUAUGAAACCUUUAAGCAGCUAUGAAAAAAAUCAGCAUGCAUGUCCAAGUUGACAUGAAGUGGUACUGAUGGCUGAAGAUGUGUUGUUCCUAAAUGAUGAAACCUUUUUACUAUUAAAAAAAAAGUCCCAAGUCCCAACAAGAUGAUGCAAUCAACAAACACAAAAGAGCAUCUAAAUAACUUAAAAUGUUAUUGAAAUGUUAACUUAUUCCAAGAAUUCAUCUUAAAAAGUGAAACUUAUAUAUUGGAUAGAUUCAUUAUACACACAGAGAUCUUCAAACAUUUAUUUCUGUUAAUCAAAUGAUUAUAGCUUACAAAUGAUGAAAACCCAAAAUACGGUUUCUCAGAAAAUAAUAGUGUUCAAGAUAACUAAAAUUAUUAGUUAUUGACACUUUCCACAAUGAGAGAGAAUAAGCCACAAAUGCUUAUUUUACAGAAGGUGAAAGUUCCCUUUUUGCUGCAUGCAAUUAUAUCAAUGGAAAGUUGAGUGGAAGGAAAGGUGAGGUAGAAACGGCUUCAGUUGUUUAAUCAGCUGUCUUCCUCAUGAUUAUGUAGAUCAUAACAUUUCCAUAAAACAGCUGCUUAGACUCCUCAAAAGGAGCGUAGACCAAGUAUUACAAUAGUUAUUCUCCGUGUCCUGAAACACUGUCUCCCUCUGCAGUCCUUUGAAUGUACUUUGCUUCACAAUCCUCUCAAGGCUGUGGUAGAUACUGCUGCUUCUGGAUCUUUUUAUUCUACGGCAUUUUUCCUUCCAUGUAACGUUCCAUGUCUGUAUCUAGUGCCUGCCCUUGUUGUGGAAAGUGUCAGCGACAAUCUGCUGGCGUUCUGUCAAGUCAGAAAUCUUCGCCUCGAUUGUGUCGAUUAGGAUGACCUUAACAUAAGCGUCAUUUUUUUCAUUGGCUUAUGUGAUGGUUGCAUUGUCAGAGAAACUAAAUUGUGAGUUUUUGUUACUUGUAGACUGUAAUUAAUAAAAUUACACUGAUGAGUUUCAUUUUGAAGCUGAAAAACUGAGAUUUUCUGUGAUAUUCUUAUUCACUGAGAUAAUCUGAAUUCAUCUGAGUGUCAAAAGCUCCAGAUGCACUAAUAAUCUUACUUCUGACAGUCUGUGAGGAUACAGAGCAUUAAAAAAUUAAUCCCCUGCCAAUGACAAGGUAGUGCAUGUGGUUUACAACUAAAAAUAUAUUAGAAUGUCUUUUAAAAUUUAAUUUAUAAAUGUAACUACAUAUCAGUGAGACACAGAGCAUCCUAAGUGGAUUAGAUUUGGAAGAUAAAGUAUUAUGGGACGAACUGACACUGUUGAUUUCUUUUUCUUUCUCGGAUGUUUUAUGGGAUUUGUUCAUUGUGGGGAAAAUAAAUAUUUCUAUUCACUCAUUUCCUUUAAUUCAGUUAUUUGUUUUAGUUGUUCUCUUGCUUCCCUUGAGAAUAUGUACUUUAAAGAAAAAAAAACUACACAUUAUCUUUUGUUACAGGUCGUUUUGUAUUUGUGUACUCUGAUGAAGACUCUUUUAUAUUCCCCGUUUUCGCUCCUUCGUGUGCUGCUUGGGGGUCAAGAGGUUUUCUCGCUUUUCAGCAGCACUCGGAGCGCUGAAUGCAAAAUUAUUUUGUGACUGCAUUUGCUUUUUCUGCAUGGGCUUCGUGGUUCAAGGGAAUACGACAAUGUUUGUUUACAUUCGACAAAAAUGGAAACAUUUUCAACUGAAUGUUGUCUCACACUGUAUUUUGCACCACCACUAACAUGUAAAUAAAAAGUACGUUGUUGUUUUUUUUUUUUUUUGUUUUUUUUUAGAAAGGAUAGAUCUUGUACAGUGAACAUUUGUCCUAAAAGGAAUAGAUUUUUUUUUUUUAAAUAACUUUUUAAAAUAAUCUUUUUCAAUGAUGUUUUACCUCAAAGCAUUUUGUACUUUACUUUUUGGACAAUCUAUGAUGUCUCCAGAAUUGUACUUUGUAUAAAUUUGUUAUACUGGCCCCAUAAAAAAUGAAUAAAUUUCGGUAAUAUCUAAAAAAAA